AUGGCGUCUAAUCUUUUUAAUAUAUCAACAUACAGUCGAUUUAAUUUAUCAGAGAGUGAAUCUGAUAUUCAAGUUUUUGUCAAGGAAUAUGGGUAUCGGAUAAAAAGACAACUUAUUCGUGAAGAUGAGAAGGGUCUCUCUGGCUUUGUUUCUUUUGCGGAGAAAAGUUUAAGUUUAACAGAAUUGACUUGGUUAAGAGACAACGAAGAAAGAUUUUUUAAAGACACUCCUAAUGAAUCUCUGCUACGUUUGGACUAUUUGUCAGAAACCGGCUUUAUUACCGCUAUGAUAUAUAGUCCUGAUGGCGAAUUUUUAAUCGUGGGUCAUUCAUCUGGACUAAUUCAAAUGCGUCACGGUACUACAGGCGUAGUUCUCUGUACUCUGCGUAACAUACAAUUUCCCCCGAGACCCAUAUAUGCUAUCGAAUACAGUCGUUUAGAAGAGCGUGUGUGCUAUGCCGCCUGCAGCGAUGGGGCCAUAUACAGAAUUGAAAUACCUAAUAUAGCAACAUCAGUAGAAGAUCCUCCCGGGUAUUGUAUUCGUGCCGAUCCUGCUUUGGAAUGUCUUAACACACAGUUUUAUGGUUCUCCUGGAAUAUCUUCAGCCUCCACCCCGCUUAUAACACAGAGAUCGCCGGCACUAUCCUUGGGCAUAUCGGCUGAUCAGGCGAAAAUCAUUGUGGGCUACGCUGACGCCUCGAUAAAAGUGUACGAUAUGGAAACUCUAGAGGCGGACCUAACAUAUAAGGUCCACAAACUCCGAUUACAGUUUAUACCUAAGAAACUUCAGAGAAUGCAUUUUGGGCAAGUCUGUGCUCUAAGGUGCCACGACCAGAAGCCGUUUCUAUUUGCAUCAGGAGCCUGGGAUAAAACGUUGAGGAUUUGGGAUAUAAGAUGUAAUGUUGGAUGCAUAAUGACUUUCGAGGGAGUUAAUAUAUGUGGUGACAGCAUCGAUUUGAAUAGGGAUUUUUGCAUUUCUGGAAGUUGGCAGCCAACUGAAGCGCUCUCGGUUUGGGAUUUGACUGCCAAAAAGAGAUUGAGCACCAUCAGAGUACAAAACCGACGACCCGAUGUUGAUGGCGAGUAUAUUUACGGUUGCCGCUAUUGGAGAUCUUCAAAGUAUAACCGAAAAGGUAAAUACGGUAUCAUAGGCGGUAGUGGAACAAACUGUGUUGAGGUCAUCAAUCUUCACAACCGCUACAUAACUUGUUCCUACCCUUGUCCUGGAACAGUACUAGCAAUUACGAGUCAUGAUGAAAGAAUAGCGUUCGGUGGAACCGCUCCUCUAUUGAACAUCGUCAGCUUCCACGAUCCAAAGCACGAGAAAUAUAAAAUAAAAGAGGAGGAACAAUUCGAAUUUACAAUGAAAGAUGUCACGUGGUUCGACGAAGAUCAGAGUACGGAAGAAGUUGUUGAACAUCCACCUAAGAGUACACACAGUGUGAAUUGUCCGGUCGUAUCUAAAAUGAGUACGCAUAGUGUGAAUUGUCCCGUCGUAUCUAAAAUGAGUACGAAAUCAGUUACAUAG
Messenger RNA from Danaus chrysippus (African queen), 1527 nucleotides. The record is from the annotation of a GenBank genome assembly. NCBI's taxonomy places the organism in Eukaryota, Metazoa, Arthropoda, Insecta, Lepidoptera, Nymphalidae.